Cuscuta epithymum is the source of this 1395-nucleotide messenger RNA. The record is from the annotation of a GenBank genome assembly. Lineage: Eukaryota; Viridiplantae; Streptophyta; Magnoliopsida; Solanales; Convolvulaceae.
UUAUAAAUACUUAUGUUAAACACCAGUAAAUAUAACGGAUAUCAGGGUGUAAUAAUGUAAUUAUAAGGAUUACUCUGUAAUUUCUGUAAACUCUAUUUUAGGUUAAAUAUAACCUCAACGCACCCGAUAAGGUACGACAUUAUUUCCCAAAAUUCUAUUGUCUAUUCUAAUAUAAAAGCAAAAGAAAUUUGUGAACAGUACUCCCUCCCAAAAAUGUCAACAUCAAUCUCUAAUUUGUUUAUUGGUUAAAAAUAAAUACAAAAUAAAUAUAAUCUAAAGAUAUUUAGUUCGGUCAAUCAACAAGUUUUGUGAGUAAACCAUUUCCAUUGGUCCAAAAGGGAGGUGCGUGGAAAUGAACAAAUUUUGUGAACAGUGAAUGAGAUUGGUCCACAAGAUUGAUUUAAUCCUAUUGGUGGAAUUGGGUGGUGGGAAUAGUGGAUAAGAUUAAGUGUAUCUCAUUCCCAUUGUGUAACACAGUAACUUUCAGCUAUAAAAGCAGGAAUUCCCCAUUAGACUUCUCACAUCCAUUCGCACAUCAACCUGAAAUUGAAAAAACAGUCAAUAAACUCUUUUAACAUCAUUGGUAUGUGGUCUAUGAUCACAUAGAUUGAUCAAAGAAAAACAACUUGUGCAAUAAAGGUGAAGCCCAUAAGAGUAUGUCGAGAACCAGCUCAUGAUGGUUUCCCAGAUUCAAUGGAAGUUAUAUUUCAUGAUGAGUAGGUUAACUUAAAAUUUUUGAAGUGACUGUUUAAAAAAAACAAGGCUUCAAGAUUCACGUCCCAGAUCAGUUCAUUACUAAAUUCAAUGGGAUAUUUAAAGAGGGAUACAUCCAAGAUUCCUUGAGCGCCACUGAAAUAGACAUUCUAGAGGUUGGCUCUUCCCAGUGUGUGUCUGCAACCAGUCCUUUUGUUGAACGAAUGAAAGAAAAUGACACCUUCAUAUCAAAUGAACACCCCAAUCUUUGGCUCUUCCCUUUAUUUCAAAUUUUGAGCCUACAGUAUGCAAGAAUUUUAUCAUAUAUACACUCAAAGGAGAACAACAAAUGGGCAUCCAGCUUUAGAAGUACAAGCAACAUAAGAAAAAGCAAGAAUAUCUUAUAUAUCAUAAGUGAAAGCAAGGAAAUCUUGUUGUGCUGGGUUGGGGUUUAUUGCUCUUGCCAUCUUAUUACUUUUCAUUCUUGCCUUUCUGUUCUAAAAAUAUAUAAAUUAUAUAUAUAUAUAUAUAGAUAAGAGAUCACAUACUAAACAUGCUUAAAAUACUAACUUACUAACUCAAUAAUAUGCAACAAAUUAAACUUCAAUAUGCAGUACAAAUAAUGUAAAGAUGCACACUGUGAAUUUCAAUAUGCAAUAAAAACAAUAUGCAAAACUUUGAACUUUAAUAUGCAGUACAAAU